AUGGCGAUCCACUGUAGCAGAACAUGCCUACAAUAUUUGAUACAUCUGGCCCACGACAAUGUUGACUUCAGACUACCGGUAUGCAUAGACAUUAUACCAAUGUCGUACCUCUCUGUCAAACUGUAAAUGUUGUGUUAUUUCUCUCCAUCUCUAAAGAUCUGGGUGUCUCAUUAUGUCAUUUCUCCCCAUUACAUUAGCUUGCUAGGCUAGUACUAGCUGCAAGCUGUCACGUUUGAAUUCUAUAGAAAUGUUCUGAUUUUAUUUAUUGUCCGUCGUAACAUUACAGGAGGUUAGGGCGCUGCUGUCCCUCAGGGGCAAACCGUUUGAUACAGGUGAAAACUUCAAAGAAAAGGUAAAAUAAGUUAGUGUCUAUUUUUAUUAUUAGCCUGAUAGCCAUACCAAUGAAGGCAGGAUUUGGCCAUUAUCAGGUGUCCAUGCAUAGGCUACUCAAAACCUAAAAUCUGUAAUUAUUUUCCCCAGUCUCCAUUCUGGCGCCUGAAUGGCUUGUCAGAGGAAGAUGUCAACAGCAUCAUGGCCAGAACUGUUUGUGCAAAGUAAGUGAGACAGAUCAACAGUGGAGUUGCAAUGAAAAGUGCUAGAGGGGUACUGCAGCACAGUAAAUUGUAAUGACCUUUUUGUGGUUAUUUGUUUAUCACCUAGGUCUGCAUUUGAACUGUGGGGUCAUGGCAGAACUCACAGUGAACUGAGGACCUCGCUCUUGAAAUACCCAACAGAGAACAUGGUUUGUGAAAAAUUACAUUACAUCUAAAUAGAGGGUAAACUAAUCAUGUGGAGUAACUAAUGUGUGUAACUUUACCCCUCCCAACAGUCACCCUUCCUACAGAAGGACUCAACAUACAAAAUCAAUGUCUACACUUUCAACAAGACUCUAGAGUUUGAAGAUAGAAUUAAGAAGAUAGAUGUGAGUAUGAUACACUUGACUUGGUCCCAGUAAUUUGUACUUAAGAUUGAACCCAGCAAAGUCGACUUACUCUACCUUUUGUACUGCACUAUUGUGUUAAAGGCAGGCACUGCUAUGCAGUAUGCACCAUGACACCUGGACAAGUUACCCUGUGGUCUUCCUCCCCAAGGCAAUGGAAUAUCUCUCCUUUGAGGGAAGGGUCAAUCUGAAGAACCCUAAACACAUCUUCUGUCUGUUGGAGGACUAUGGAACUGACCCUAACAACAUCCCAGACGAGCCUCUCUACAUCUACUUUGGGAGAUGGGUGAGUCAGUGUGUUGUGUGCUCCUUCGUUUCCAAGUCAUUAUACAAAUGAGUAAUUACUAUAACUCAUUAAUGUUAUUUUCCGCAGUGGUUGUUAACCUUCUUUGGUUCCCAAUCACAUUUUGAUCUGCCCGAAGUAUUCCCUCUUGUGAAACUUAUCAUGAGGCCUAUGUCCUUAAGUCUUCCCAAGUCCCCUGUGUAUAAGCCAGGUACUAGGUUGAGAAUGAUAAAGCUAGUCCUAUAUUUGAUCUUGUCUUAUCAACUGUAUGUUCCUUAGAUUGCAGAUGGCCAGCGUGAGUUGAUUCGCUCUCACAGUGUGAAAAACAGGCACUUCAUAGGUAACACCAGUAUGGAUGCUGGGUUGUCUUUUAUCAUGGCGAACCACGCCAGGGUCAAAGCUCACGACCUGGUCUACGACCCCUUCGUUGGGACUGGUAAGAGAAAAGUUGCUUUUGGUCUUUGAACUGACACUUGCAGAAAUACACUGCGUCUUAGCUGAACCCAAGGCUAGUCUUUGCUUAUUGGAUAUUUUCUCUCUCUCUCUCAGGUAGCCUCCUGGUUGCAUGCUCUCAUUUUGGUGCAUAUGUCUGUGGAACAGAUAUUGAUUACAACACCAUCCAUGGGAUAGGUAAGACUCUAGAAAUGGCCUUGUUUAUUUUAUCUUAUUUUGGAACCCAGUUAAAUAUCUUGUGCGUUGGCAAGUGAGUCAAUCCAUUUAUAUGAUGAACAUUAUGUUGAUUAUGCUCUUUCUAUCAAUCCAUUUAUAUGAUGAACAUUAUGUUGAUUAUGCUCUUUCUAUCAUAAUUUAAAAUACUGUUGUUUUUUUCUGUGCUCACUUUCAUGCUCAAAUCCAAUUGCAUUGUCCGGUAGGCCUAACACUUGAUACGUGACAUGAUUACAACUAGGACCGGGAUGAUACCAGUAUCUCAAUAUAUUUUUUCCAUGCCAAAAAAUAAAACACGAAGUAGAUCAAACUCUUUGGUCCUUUUACACCUGCUGUGUGUAAAAUAUUGUGUGCUAUAGCUUGGAAAAUAAAUACAUGUGACUCUGGAUGACAACAUAAUGUGUCGGUUUCCAACAUUUGGGCUGUUUUCCUAAUUAAGUUAAAUCCGCUUUGUGUUUUGUUUCCUUGCCACGAUACUAACGAGUAUCGCGAUACUGAUAUCGUCCCGGCCCUAAUUACAACCCAGUGCAUUGCUAUAUAAUAGUAUUUUGGUUUGUUUUUCAGGCAAAGCGAGUCGUAAGAACCAGAAGUGGAGGGGUCCAGAUGAGAACAUCAGAGCCAACCUGCGUCAGUAUGGCUCAGAGAAGCUGUAUGUGGACGUCCUGGUGUCUGACGCCUCCAAGCCUAUCUGGAGGGACGGAGUGCUCUUUGACGUCAUCAUCACUGACCGUACAUUCUUAUCCUAGAGCUCUGUGUUUGGUCCUCCAUCCAGUCAUUUCUCCUGGACAGUCAUGCACGCAUGUCCACAUUCUUUGGGAUUUGUUCAGAUUUAAAUCUGUUCAAAUCUCUUAUCUUUCAUUUUUGUGUGUGUUUGUUUAAUUCUCAGCGCCCUAUGGGAUUCGGGAGUCAACCAGGAGAACAGGCUCUCAGAAGGACAGUGUAAACAGCGCAAAGCCGUCUGAAGACUAGUACGUCUUCGUAUUCCUCUUGAGUCUCAGUGUUGUAUAUCAUGCGUAGUGCUUUGUAUAUUUUCUCAGUUUUGAAAAAUACCUCCUGUAAAACUUGCAAGCAAGCACUAGAUACACUAGAUAUAUAAAGUCCUCUCAGAUGAUGUUAAAUCAGUUUAUAAAGGCAUCUUCACAGCAGUAACAGACUCUUUUAUCUUUCAUCCAGCGUUGGAGACAGCCAUGUCCCCGUUUCCAUGGCCUACCACCUGAGUGACAUCUUCACUGACCUGUUAAACUUCUCAGCUCACCACCUGGUCAUCGGGGGGCGGCUAGUGUACUGGCUACCAAUCUACAGGCCAGAGUGAGUAUUGAUGUGUUUGUUUAUUUGUCAGGGACCGUUCACAACAACACCAGUAUUGCACCAGAGUUAUCUACAUACAGGUACAUGGUUAAUAUCCAUCUGUGGUCCCUGGAAACAGCACUUCUUGUUAAAGCUCUAUAGUCUGAAUUGGUCAUAUAUUCACAUCUGUUGGUGUUGAAUGUACUGUAUCGUCAUGGUGUUUACAUGGGUUUGAGCUCACAGAUGUAUUGUCAACACAGUCUCCCUCUUCUCUAUGUGUAAACCAAAUAGCACUGUCAUCAACUAUUGUGAUGUCGAAGACAUGUUUGUUAAGACCUUAUUGCACACAGGGUCAACCUCACUAGUCAGCUGUUUUUCCUGCUGAUAGACCCUGUUCUUUUUCCCCUUUCCCCUUUUAGACCACUAGAGGGCAACAGUGACACUGGUGAUUUAGCCUACACCCUGAUGAAGUGUUGAUACUGUACUAGAUCUGCUUAACGAAGCAUUCUAGUUUAGAUUAGGGCUUUUCUCCCUGUACUUCUUCCCCUCAUAAGCAUCAUAUUCUCCGUCAGGACCAGGUGUUUAUUCCCAUCAAUAAAUCCCAUUCUCUUUCCCAUAAAGUCUUCAGGCCUGGGGUUAGUGGUGUUCUGGUCAGUGUGCAGGUGUCCUGAGGUAUAUUGUGUAUAUUGUUCCAUACAGCUGGCUUACUGUGUGGACCACAGACAGGAUACAGGCCCCCUGGGACUCCAGGCCACUGAUUACAGGGCAGGGUCUGAGCAUCAGGAAGAUGAGACCAGACCACGCACCACAGCCCUGUGAUGUUUCUAUUACACACCUCCCGCUCACCUCCAGCAGUUCCCACUGACGGUCUGUGACACACACACUGGAGUUCCCCACACUGACUGGCUGAGACAGGGAAAGGGAGAGAGGGCUACAGCCCUUAGCGCUGGUGGUUAAGAGAGAGGGAGAGAGAGAGUGUGUGUGUUUGUGUCUGUGUGCAACUGUGUGCCUCUGUCUGACUGACUGUGUGCCUGUGCUCUGCUCUGCUCCUCACUCCGGGUGUAUAACUACCUAGCAGUUCCUGACCCUGUCUCAUUCAGGGCAGAGUGCCAAAAUAAACCCAUGAGGCCAGACAUGCUGAUUGGCUGACACCGACCAAACACAGCCUGUCUCCAGGUCCUGAUCAGGAGGCUGUCUGGUGGCUAUUGGGUUUCUGUCACCCGGCUAUGGUGACGGGAGGGAGAGAGGGAGAAAGGCCGUGUGCACCCAGGCCGGGUUGGGCUGGGGUCCUGACAGUGUCAGUCAGGAGUCAUGACCUCCAGAAUGUAAGGACUGGGUCAGAACAAAAAUACCUCUGUGUUGGGCCUGAACUCUGACCCUUCCACUCAUCUCCACAUUCACUGAGCAAAGAAUGGGUGUCUUAGAGAAAGAAAAUAGAUGGAGAGAAAAGGGAAAGUAUGCAGUCUGCCACACUACCACUUUGUAACUAGAGAGGUUAUGAACAAGAUAAUUAGGGGAUGCUAAUAAGACAAGGCAUGUGGGUUAUUGGUAGAGGUGGGAAUUCGGCUGAGAGAAUGUUGUUGCACAAAUUUGGUUAGUAACACUGUUGAAACAUUAACAGUAGAUGUCUAAGCUGAUUAGAUUUAGGUGGCCUAAGUCUGUCCUGAGAUAUACACGCCUCACAGGUCCUCAAAUGGCAGCUUCAUUAAAUAGUACCCACAAAACACCAGUCUCAACGUCUACAGUGAAGAGGCGACUCCGGGAUGCUGACCUAGGCAGAGUUGCAAAGAAAAAGCCAUAUCUCAAACUGGGCAAUAAAAAGAAAAGAUUAAGAUGGGCAAAAGAACACAGACACUGGACUUUUUCUUUGCAACUCUGCCUAGGUCAGCAUCCCGGAGGCGCCUCUUCACUGUUGGCGUUGAGACUGGUGUUUUGCGUGUACUAUUUAAUGAAGCUGCCAGUUGAGGACCUGUGAGGCGUCUGUUUCUCAAACUAGACACUCUAAUGUAUUUGUCCUCUUGCUCAGUUGUGCACCGGGGCCUCCCACUCCUCUUUCUAUUCUGUUUAGAGCCAGUUUGCGCUGUUCUGUGCAGGGAGUAGUACACAGCGUUGUACAAGAUCUUCAGUUUCUUGGCAAUUUCUCGCAUGGAAUAGCCUUCAUUUCUCAGAACAAGAAUAGACUGAUGAGUUUCAGAAGAAAGUUAUUUGUUUCUGUCCAUUUUGAGCCUGUAAUUGAACCCACAAUUGCUGAUGCUCCAGAUACUCAACUAGUCUCAAGAAGGCCAGUUUUUUUAUUGCUUCUUUAAUCAGCACAACAGUUUUCAGCUGUGCUAACAUAAUUGCAAAAGGGUUUUCUAAUGAUCAAUUAGCCUUUUAAAAUGAUAAACUUGGAUUAGCAAACACAACGUGCCAUUGGAACACAGGACUGAUGGUUGCUGAUAAUGGGCCUCUGUACGCCUAUGUAGAUAUUCCAUUAAAAAUCAGCCAUUUCCAGCUACAAUUGCCAUUUACAACAUUAACAAUGUCUACACUGUAUUUCUGAUCAAUUUGAUGUUAUUUUAAUGGGAAAAAAUGGCUUUUCUUUUCGAAAACAAAGACAUUUCUAAGUGACCCCAAACUUUUCAACGGUAGUAUGUGUAUAUGUAUAUAUAUAUAUGUAUAUAUAUCUAUCUCAGCAAAAAAAGAAACAUAAUCUCACUGUCAACUGCGUUUAUUUUCAGCAAACUUAACAUGUAAAUAUUUGUAUGAACAUAACAAGAUUCAACAACUGAGACAUAAACUGAACAAGUUCCACAGACAUGUGACUAACAGAUUUGAAUAAUGUGUCCCUGAACAAAGGUGGGGUCAAAAUCAAAAGUAACAGUCAGUAUCUGGUGUGGCCACCAGCUGCAUUAAGUACUGCAGUGCAUCUCCUCCUCAUGGACUGCACCAGAUUUGCCAGUUCUUGAUGUGAGAUGUUACCCCACUCUUCCACCAAGGCACCUGCAAGUUCCCGGACAUUUCUGGGGGGAAUGGCCCUAGCCCUCACCCUCCGAUCCAACAGGUCCCAGACGUGCUCAAUGAGAUUGAGAUCCGGGCUCUUCGCUGGCCAUGGCAGAACACUGACAUUCCUGUCUUGCAGGAAAUCAUGCACAGAACGAGCAGUAUGGCUGGUGGCAUUGUCAUGCUGGAGGAUGAGCCUGCAGGAAGGGUUCCACAUGAGGGAGGAGGAUGUAUUUCCUGUAAUGCACAGCUUUGAGAUUGCCUGCAAUGACAACAAGCUCAGUCCGAUGAUGCUGUGACACACCGCCCCAGACCAUGACGGACCGUCCACCUCCAAAUAGAUCCCGCUCCAGAGUACAGGCCUCGGUGUAACGCUCAUUCCUUCGACCAUAAACGCGAAUCCGACCAUCACACCUGGUGAGACAAAACCGCGACUCGUCAGUGAAGAGCACUUUUUGCCAGUCCUGUCUGGUCCAGCGACGGUGGGUUUGUGCCCAUAGGCGACGUUGUUGCCGGUGAUGUCUGGUGAGGACCUGCCUUACAACAGGCCUACAAGCCCUCAGUCCAGCCUCUCUCAGCCAAUUGCGGACAGUUUGAGCACUGAUGGAGGGAUUGUGCAUUCCUGGUGUAACUCUGGCAGUUGUUGCAAUCCUGUACUUGUCCCACAGGUGUGAUGUUCAGAUGUACCGAUCCUGUGCAGGUGUUGUUACACGUGGUCUGCCACUGCGAGGACGAUCAGCUGUCCGUCCUGUCUCCCUGUUGCGCUGUCUUAGGUGUCUCACAGUACGGACAUUGCAAAUGAUUGCCCUGGCCACAUAUGCAGUCCUCAUGCCUCCUUGCAGCAUGCCUAAGGCACGUUCACGCAAAUGAGCAGGGACCCUGGGCAUCUUUCUUUUGGUGUUUUUCUGAGUCAUUAGAAUUGCCUCUUUAGUGUCCUAAGUUUUCAUAACUGUGACCUUAAUUGCCUACCGUCUGUAAACUGUUAGUGUCUUAACGACCAUUCCACAGGUGCAUGUUCAUUAAUUGUUUAUGGUUCAUUGAACAAGCAUGGGAAACAGUGUUUUAAAGUUAUUUAGAUUUACACAAAUUAUCUUUGAAAGACACGGUCCUGAAAAAGGGACGUUUCUUUUUUUUGCUGAGUGAGGGAAAAAAGUAUUUUAUCCCCUGCUGAUUUUGUACGUUUGCCCACUGACAAAGACAUGAUCAGUCUAUAAUUCUAAUGGUAGGUUUAUUUGAACAGUGAGAGACAGAAUAACAACAAAAAAAUCCUGAAAAACGCAUGUCAGAAAUGUUAUAAAUUGAUUUGCAUUUUAAUGAGGGAAAUAAGUAUUUGACCCCUCUGCAAAACAUGACUUUGGACUUGGUGGCAAAACCCUUGUUGAAAAUCACAGAGGUCAGACGUUUCUUGUAGUUGGCCACCAGGUUUGCACACAUCUCAGGAGGGAUUUUGUUCCACUCCUCUUUGCAGAUCUUCUCCAAGUCAUUAAGGUUUCGAGGCUGAGGUUUGGCAACUCGAACCUUCAGCUCCCUCCACAGAUUUUCUAUGGGAUUAAGGUCUGGAGACUGGCUAGGCCACUCCAGGACCUUAAUGUGCUUCUUCUUGAGCCACUCCUUUGUUGCCUUGGCCAUGUGUUUUGGGUCAUUGUCAUGCUGGAAUACCCAUCCACGACCCAUUUUCAAUGCCCUAGCUGUGGGAAGGAGGUUCUCACCCAAGAUUUGACGAUACAUUGCCCCGUCCAUCGUCCCUUUGAUGCGGGGAAGUUGUCCUGUCCCCUUAGCAGAAAAACACCCCCAAAGCAUAAUGUUUCCACCUCCAUGUUUGACGGUGGGGAUGGUGUUCUUGGGGUCAUAGGCAGCAUUCCUCCUCCUCCAAACACGGCGAGUUGAGUUGAUGCCAAAUAGCUCGAUUUUGGUCUCAUCUGACCACAACACUUUCAUUCAGAUGUUCAUUGGCAAACUUCAGACGGGCAUGUUUAUGUGCUUUCUUGAGCAGGGGGACCUUGCGGGCGCUGCAGGAUUUCAGUCCUUCACGGCGUAGUGUGUUACCAAUUGUUUUCUUGGUGACUAUGGUCCCAGCUGCCUUGAGAUCAUUGACAAAAUCCUCCCGUGUAGUUCUGGGCUGAUUCCUCACCGUUCUCAUGAUCAUUGCAACUCCACGAGGUGAGAUCUUGCAUGGAGCCCCAGGCCGAGGGAGAUUGACAGUUAUUUUGUGUUUCUUCCAUUUGCGAAUAAUCGCACCAACUGUUGUCACCUUCUCACCAAGCUGCUUGGCGAUGGUCUUGUAGCCCAUUCCAGCCUUGUGUAGGUCUACAAUCUUGUUCCUGACAUCCUUGUAGAGCUGUUUGGUCUUGGCCAUGGUGGAGAGUUUGGAAUCUGAUUGAUUGAUUGCUUCUGUGGCCAGGUGUCUUUUAUACAGGUAACAAGCUGAGAUUAGGAGCACUCCCUUGGAGCCAGAAAUCUUUCUGAUUUAGAGAGGGUCAAAUACUUAUUUCCCUCACUGUAUAUAUACUACCAGUCAAAAGUUUGGACACACCUACUUAUUCAAUGGUUAUUCUUAAUUGUUUCUAUUUUUUACAUUGUAGAAUAAUAGUGAAAACUAUGAAAUAACACAUAUGGAAUCAUGUAGUAACCAGAGAUUCUUCAAAUAGCCACCCUUUGCCUUGAUGACAGCUGUGCACACUCUUGGCAUUCUCUCAACCAGCUUCAUGAGGUAGUCACCUGGAAAGCAUUUCAAUUAACAGGUGUUCUUAUUUCUUUCCUUCUUAAUGUGUUUGAGCCAAUCAGUUGUGUUGUGACAAGGUAAGGGGGGUAUACAGAAGAUAGCCCUAUUUGGUAAAAGACCAAGUCCAUAUUAUGGCAAGAACAGCUCAAAUAAGCAAAGAGAAACGACAGUCCAUCAUUACUUUAAGACAUGAAGGUCAGUCAAUACGGAACAUUUCAAGAACUUUUAAAGUUUCUUCAAGUGCAGUCACAAAAACCAUCAAGCGCUAUGAUGAAACUGGCUCUCAUGAGGACCGCCACAGGAAUGGAAGACCCAGAGUUAUCUCUGCUGCAGAAGAUAAGUUCAUUAGAGUUACCAGCCUCAGAAAUUGCAGCCCAAAUAAAUGGUUCACAGGGUUCAAGUAACAGACACAUCUCAACAUCAACUGUUCAGAGGAUACAGUGUGAAUCAGGCCUUCAUGGUCAAGUUGCUGCAAAGAAACCACUACUAAAGGACACCAAUAAGAAGAAAAUACUUGCUUGGGCCAAGAAACACGAGCAAUGGACAUUAGACAGGUGGAAAUUUGUCCUUUGGUCUGGAGUCCAAAUUUGAGAAUUUUGGUUCCAACCGCCAUGUCUUUGUGAGACAUGGAGUGUGUGAACGGAUUAUCUCCGCAUAUGUAUUUCCCACCAUAAAGCAUGGAGGAGGUGGUGUUAUGGUGUGGGGGUGCUUUGCUGGUGACACUGUCUGUGAUUUUAUUUAGAAUUCAAGGCACACUUAACCAGCAUGGCUACCACAGCAUUCUGCAGCGAUACGCCAUCCCAUCUGGUUUGGGCUUAGUGGGACUAUCAUUUGUUUUUCAACAGGACAAUGACCCAACACACCUCCAGGGUGUAUAAGGUCUAUUUUACCAAGAAGGAAAGUGAUGGAGUGCUGCAUCAGAUUACCUGGCCUCCACAAUCCCCCGACCUCAACCCAAUUGAGAUGGUUUGGGAUGAGUCGGACCGCAGAGUGAAGGAAAAGCAGCCAAUAAGUGCUCAGCAUAUGUGGGAACUCCUUCAAGACUGUUGGAAAAGCAUUCAAGGUGAAGCUGGUUGAGAGAAUGCCAAGAGUGUGCAAACCUGUCAUCAAGGCAAAGGGUGGCUAUUUGAAGAAUCUCAAAUAAAAAAUAUAUUUUGAUUUGUUUAACACUUUUUUUGGUUACUACAUGAUUCCAUAUGCGUUAUCUGGACCCUUUCUUUCUAAAACUAGCCGCCGAAAUUGUCGCAACCCCUAUUACUAGUCUGUUCAACCUCUCUUUCAUAACAUCUGAGAUCCCCAGAGAUUGGAAAGCUGCCGCGGUCAUCCCCCUCUUCAAAGGGGGUGACACUCUAGAUCCAAACUGCUACAGACCUAUAUCCAUCCUGCCCUGCCUUUCGAAAGUAUUUGAAAGCCAAGUUAACAAACAGAUCACCGACCAUUUCGAAUACCACCGUACCUUCUCCGCUAUGCAAUCCGGUUUCCGAGCUGGUCAUGGGUGCACUUCAGCCACACUCAAGGUCCUAAACGAUAUUAUAACCGCGAUUGAUAAUAGACAGUACUGUGCAGCCGUCUUCAUCGACCUGGCCAAGGCUUUCGACUCUGUCAACCACCGCAUUCUUAUUGGCAGACUAAAUAGCCUUGGUUUCUCAAAUGACUGCCUCGCCUGGUUCACCAACUACUUCUCAGAUAGAGUUCAGUGUGUCAAAUCGGAGGGCCUGUUGUCUGGACCUAUGGCAGUCUCUAUGGGGGUGCCACAGGGUUCAGUUAUUGGGCCGACACUUUUCUCCGUUUAUAUCAAUGAUGUCGCUCUUGCUGCUGGUGACUCUCAGAUCCACCUCUACGCAGACGACACCAUUUUGUAUACAUCUGGCCCUUCAUUGGACACUGUGUUAACAAACCUCCAAACGAGCUUCAAUGCCAUACAACACUCCUUCAGUAGCCUCCAACUGCUCUUAAACACUAGUAAAACUAAAUGCAUGCUUUUCAAUCGAACGCUGCUGGCACCCGCCCACCCGACUAGAAUCACCACUCUCGACGGGUCUGACCUAGAGUAUGUGGACAACUACAAAUACCUAGGUGUCUGGUUAGACUGUAAACUCUCCUUCCAGACUCACAUUAAGAAUCUCCAAUCCAAAGUUAAAUCUAGAAUCGGCUUCCUAUUUCGCAACAAAGCCUCCUUCACUCAUGCUGCCAAACAUGCCCUCGUAAAACGGACUAUCCUACCGAUCCUUGACUUCGGCGAUGUCAUUUACAAAAUAGCCUCCAACACUCUACUCAGCAAACUGGAUGUAGUCUAUCACAGUGCCAUCCGUUUUGUCUCCAAAGCCCCAUACACUACCCACCACUGUGACCUGUACGCUCUUGUUGGCUGGUCCUCACUACAUGUUCGUCGUCAAACCCACUGGCUCCAGGCCAUCUAUAAAUCACUGCUAGGCAAAUCCCCGCCUUAUCUUAGCUCAUUGGUCACCAUAGCAGCACCCACCCGUAGUCUGCGCUCCAGCAGGUAUAUCUCACUGGUCAUUCCCAAAGCCAACACCUCCUUUGGCCGCCAUUCCUUCCAGUUCUCUGCUGCCAAUGACUGGAACGAAUUGCAAAAAUCUCUGAAGCUGGAGACUCUUAUCUCCCUCACUAACUUUAAGCAUCAGUUGUCAGAGCACCUUACCGAUCACUGCACCUGUACACAGCCCAUCUGAAAUUAGCCCACCCAACUACCUCAUCCCUAUAUUGUUAUUUAUUUUGCUCUUUUGCACCCCAGUAUCUCUAUUUGCACAUAAUCUCUUGCACAUCUAGCAUUCCAGUGUUAAUACUAUUGUAAUUAUUUUGCACUAUAGCCUAUUUAUUGCUUUACCUCCAUAACUUGCUACAUUUGCACCACUGUAUAUAUAUUUUCUGUUGUAUUUUUGACUUUAUGUUUUUUUACCCCAUAUGUAACUCUGUGUUGUUUUUAUCGCACUGCUUUGCUUUAUCUUGGCCAGGUCGCAGUUGUAAAUGAGAACUUGUUCUCAACUGGCUUACCUGGUUAAAUAAAGGUGAAAUAAAUAAAAUAAAAAAAUAAAAUAAAAAAUUUGAUAGUUUUCUACUUCACUAUUAUUCUACAAUGUAAAAAAAUAAAGAAAAACCCUUGAAUUAGUAGGUGUGUCCAAACUUUUGACUGGUAGUGUGUAUGUAUGUGUGUGUGUGUGUAUAUAUAUACACUGUUACUGCGGUGGACCUGUGAGAUAGAACAGGGUGACUAAAUGGUCCAAGGGGACAGGACUGUGUAGCAACAUGCUUGUUUGUAAACACUGGUGUCACAAAGGGGGGUUGCAGUGCAGCUGCUGUAGGAAAAAACGAUUUGUUGUGCUGUUUUGGGCUGGGGUCGGAACAGACGUUGGCCGAUACCGGGUCCCCUAACACUGGUCACAGGCCUGGGCGAUGAGGUCCCCCAAGCCAAUUAAAACAUUUCCGCCGUCGUCAUGACGAGCACCACCUUGCACCAUGCCUCAGCUGCCUUUCAGUGUUUCAAUUAACUAUGUGGCUUCUCAAGCUCAUUAGUCUCUCUCUCUCUCUGUCUUUCUUUCUUCCUCCCGCCCGUGAUGCUGUGUUUAUUUUUGAACUAGUGUGUGGUCGGUUGUUUAUGUUUGAACUAGUGUGUGGUCGGUUGUUUAUGUUUGAACUAGUGUGUGGUCGGUUGUUUAUGUUUGAACUAGUGUGUGGUCGGUUGUUUAUGUUUGAACUAGUGUGUGGUCGGUUGUUUAUGUUUGAACUAGUGUGUGGUCGGUUGUUUAUGUUUGAACUAGUGUGUGGUCGGUUGUUUAUGUUUGAACUAGUGUGUGGUCGGUUGCCAUUUCCUCUCUGCUGCAGUGCCUUGGCAGGAAACAGACCCAUUAUCUCUGAGGCUAAAGCAUAGAGAUAGAUAGAGGACUCAUCUUUAUAUCUGUGCUAUUAUAGCAUCUGUGACAGAAUGGGCAGCACCAUUGAGGCUACAACCCAUAGGAAUCCCCACCGAGUUGACUACUUUAAAAUGGAGGAAGCAUGGUGGAAGCCCUCAAUGGCGCUGCCCAUGCUAAAACGGCCUUUUGGUUUCUAUCAUUUCUAUGGCCUAAAGUCAUCAGCCAGACAGCACUAAUGAAGCAGAGUGCAAAGCUAACCGGAAGCUGAUGUGGUUUGAACCCCCAUGGUGGGUUUAAGGGAUCAUCGACUUCCUUUAGUCUACAACACUCAUGCUGCUGCCUGACUGAGAGACAGGUCCUUGUGCUUAAUGCUGGUGUUUAUCUGACCUACAGUAUACCAUCAGGACUCUACAGUGCGACCAUUUUACUCGCAUAUGCGCCUAAAUAUUUUGCUGUGCGACCUGUAUUUUUUUAUUAGGAGCCCCAGAGCACCUAGAAAAACGUCACCCAGAUGAUAAUUGUAGCAAUCAUUACUUCACUGUGCGGCAGCCCCUGAGUGCCAUGGAGAAGACACUGAGCGCAGAAUCAUGACCGUCAUGCUUGCACCAUUACUACAAAGAAAACGACUUGUUACGUCAAAUAUAUUUCAUUGUGCUCCUAAAUUUCUUUGUGUGCUCCUACAUUUUUCAACUUAGGCGCACAUGUGCUCCUUGUAAUUAAAGGUCAGCGUUGAGCCCUGACCAGGAAAUAAAGGUGGAAGACAUGGGCUGGUCUACUGCGCCUCAGCCUUUUGGGCUUAAAUGACCUUACCCCCAGUCUGCCUGCGUAUCACAUGAGAUUGGUGGCACCUUAAUUGGGGAGGACGGGCUUGUGGUAAUGGCUGGAGCAGAAUUAUUUGAAUCGUAUCAAAUACAUCAAACACAUGGUUUCCAUGUAUUUGAUGCCAUUCCAUUUGCUCCGUUCCGGGCAUUAUUAUGAGCCGUCCAACCCUCAGCAGCCUCCUGUGUUGCUUAUGUAACAUCUGCACAGAGGUUUCAACUCUAUAUUUGUCUGAGAGGAUGGAAAAAGCUGUAUUGAAAGUGAAAGGCCCAGCCCCACCCGUCUUCAAAUGAAACGGCCAAUGUGGCAGGUCCAGCUACUCAGUAAUAAGAGGUGAUUGGCAGGUAGAAUUAACGCCGACUUUGGUCAUGGUGCUGACCGAAGUGCACGCACACACACACACCACAACACAUUAGAGGCUUGUAUUUCACAGUGGCCAUGGCAACCCAGGAGACGAACAGUAGGGUGAAAAUCUGGCCCAACGUCAGUGUGGUGCUUGUAGGAGAAAGUGCUACAUAUGCAAACAAACACUCUCGUAAUCUACCUGUACUCAUAAUAACGGCUACACUGCAGUCAUCCAUUUAGUUGCUUACUGUUAGAAUUGCAGGUCCUGAUCGUAAUCUCUCAGAACCAGCUAUUCUGUAAACACUGGCGAGAAUCUCACAACAUUAGGAACCACCCGUGUCCUUGGUUCUCCUGUUUGACGUCAAUACUAUUCAUAAUAAUAAUGUGAUUAAUACAUGCUACUGAACGCAAGUGCCUGGAGAAUACAGGCCUGUAGUGUGUGUGUGUGUGUCAGCUCUGUGACCAAAGCGAGGCCUAGUGGACUUUUUAGAGAUCCAUCACUCCACUCCAUCCAAUAAAUUGAACAGAGUCAUCAUUAUCAUCAGAUGGGCUUCACUUACGUCCUUCCCUCUGUCUAGUGCAUAUAAAUGAACUAAACCAAACAUUUGCUGUGUUACAUUCUACCGCCCAUGAAGUGUUAACUAAGGUAUAGUGUAAUGUGUUACAUUCUACCGCCCAUGAAGUGUUAACUAAGGUAUAGUGUAAUGUGCUACAGUCUACCGCCCAUGAAGUGUUAACUAAGGUAUAGUGUAAUGUGUUACAUUCUACUGCCCAUAAUGGGUUAACUAAGGUAUAGUGUAAUGUGCUACAGUCUACCACCCAUAAAGGGUUAACUAAGGUAUAGUGUAAUGUGUUACAGUCUACCACCCAUAAACGGUUAACUAAGAUAUAGUGUAAUGUGUUACAGUCUACCACCCAUAAAGGGUUAGCUAAGGUAUAGUGCAUGGCCUUUGUACUUAUUCAUAAAAUUAAUAAAGUCCCCUUGAUAUGGAGUUUCCUCCGGUUCUCAUACAUUUGUUUUGCAUUUCCAUUUCCAUUCCCUGCACCACACUCACACCCAGCAGCAUCCACUAGUCACAAACAAAAUAAGAAUACACUUCAAUAAAACUUUGCUCUACUGACUAACAUCAGUAACCUAACCAGACUAUCAUAUCAUAUGGAGCAGUACGUCCUUACUCUACUGAGGCUUUGCUUACAGUUGCUUUCUCUGAGCAGGCCCUGAUAUCCUAAUGCCAAGGGCACAUCUUAUCUUUAACUUGAACCAAAACACCAGAUGUGCUCUGGAGGGAGAUGCUACAAGCUAUUUAGGUCAGAGGCAUUGUGCUGUUUUAUUUGUUUGUUUUUUAAGCUACUUUUGCUGCUUGCUUGAGUGAUUUGAAAUGUCAGGGAGUUCCAUGCUAUCAUGGCUACAGUACAGUUUAUUACUGUGCGUUGCCUUGAAUUCAUUUUGGCUUAAGGGACUAUGAAGAGACCUUUAGUUGUAUGCCUUGUGGAAUAUGAAUGUCUGUCAGAGCUGUAUGUUAGUUGAUUGAAUAGACAGUUUGUCUGGAUCACUUCUAAUUUUUUUCCCAAUCUCCCCAGCAAACGGGGCAUCCUAAGGAUGUCCAGGGGACCAUGACACAACCUCCAGACAUUCCCGAGAAUGUCCUAAGGACUCAUUGUAGUUUGCAGGGUCUCCUCUACAUUGAGCCAGGAAAAGUCAACAUACAUUUUGUUGACAUUAGCUCUCUUGGAACAUUGCAGGGCAGCUGUAGCUAUACAAUGUCUUUUAUCUUUAGCACCUGACCACAUUACCGGGCAGUAGUCAAGAUAGGAUAAAACUAGAGCCUGUAGGACUUGUUUGGUCAGUUGUGGUGUUAAGAAUGCUGAGCAUCUCCUUAUCACAGACAGGCCUCUCCCCAUCUUGACAACAAUUGAAUCAAUAUGCCUUGACCAUGACAAUGUCUAUCUGGCCUACAGUAUACCAUGCAAUAAAGGUAGGUGGGCUAAUCUACUGCACCUCAGUUUAUAGGGCUUAAAUGGCGUCUAACCUGACCCCCAAUCUGCCUGCCUAUGUAACAUCUGCACAGAGGUUUCAACUCUAUAUUUGUCUGAUAAAGAAGAUGGGAAAAGCUGUAUUGAACGUGAAAGGCCCAGCCCCACCCCUACCCGUCUUUAAAUGAAACGGCCCAUGUGGCAGGUCCAGCUACCCAGUAAUCAGAAGUGAUUGGGGCUAGAAUGAACGCCUCGCUUUGAUCACAGUGCACACACACACACACACACACACACACACUAGGCACUUGCGUUCAGUAGCAUGUAUUAAUCACAUUAUUAUUAUGAAUAGUAUUGACGUCAAACGGGAGAACCAAGGACACGGAUGGUUUCUAAUGUUGUGAGAUUCUCGCUAGUGUUUACAGAACAACUGGUUCUGAGAGAUUACGAUCAGGACCUGCAGUUGUAACAGUAAGCAACCGUAACAAAAUGGAUGACUGCAGUGUAGCCAUAUGAGUACAUGUUGUAUGGAUUGCUAAGGCAUAAGAAUAUGAAAGUGUGUAUUCUUAAUUGAUGUAGUUCUGUACCUGUCGAUUAAUGUUAUGUAUUAUGUCAUUUGAUGUCGUUCUGUCCUUCAGCUGUAACGGUCUAUUAACGUCAUGUGUUGUGUCUAUUAAUGUCAUGUGACCCCAGGAAGAGUAGCUACAGCCUUGGUUCUAGCUAAUGGGGAUCCUAAUAAAUACAGUACCUUGCCCUGGACAGCUUUAGCUGAGGUGCUUGGCCGACAUGUGCACGCGCGCACACACACACACACACACACAGAGCUCUCCUGACAAGACUACAUUUUUCCCGAUAUCUUUAAUCUAGUUCACCUUUUUCACAGUGGCUUUUAUCCACUUCAGUCAGAUCAUGACAUGGUCAGUAAAGGCCUGGAGCUGAGAGAGAGCACGCUUAGAGUUGGGAGCGGGAAAGAGGAUUGAGUGAGUGAGAGGGAAGGAAGAGAGCGCUGAUCUGGGUUGUUUAACAGAGAGAGAGCUGACCUGGCCUGGAUGUAGUGUAGUUUUGAGGGGAUUACAUGGAGGCUAAGCCUGGUCUACUCUGCAGGUGAGUGUAUGAUGAGAUGCAGAUAUUGUGGUUUGGAGGAUGAUUUGGACCCAUCAACCCUUUAGACUUAUUGGUUCAUGCUGUACAGUACAAGACUAGCUGUUUGAAAAUGUCCUCAACCAUGAUGAUUCACCAGUAGUGUGUUUGUGUGUCGUGACUCGUGUAUGUGUGUGUUUGUAGGUACUGUGAAGAGAUGGUGCCCCUAAACCCCUGUCUCAGACUGGUCAGUAACUGUGAACAGACCCUUUCCAGCCACACCUCCAGACGUCUCAUCACCAUGGAGAAGAUCAAGGAACCAGAGGUGGGUGUCUGUCUGUCCUUCCAUCCUGUGUGUGUGUGUAUGCUUUUCCUUUUGUACUUGUCUACCCUGUGUGUGUGCAUCUGGUCUGUGUGUGUGAAUCUGGUCUGUGUGUGUGCAUCUGGUCUGUGUGUGUGCAUCUGGUCUGUGUGUCUGUGCUGUUAUGAGCAUGUGUAUGCAUUUGAGUGGAAUGUCACCAAUUUUGAAAAGGUAGAUGGAUCCCUUUGUGAAUAUGAUUGCAACACCAUAUAAUUGUUGCUCUGGUGUGCUUACUAUUAAUUACAUACAUGUAUGUACAGAGUAAAGUACCCGUGUGUGCCACUGAAUAUGUUUGUGCCGUGUUUGUAUGUACGAGCAUGCACAUAUGUGUACUAUGAGUGUUGUCUGUGUGUGUUCUUUAAACGUACACACGCGCAAUAUGACACAGUUACAGUUAAAGGGGAUGUCGAUGGUGCUUCCCUCGAGGUCUGCAGUAAACCUCAGCAUCUGGCUAUGAUUGGCUUGUUUUAUAUACUGCACUUAAAUGACUUAAUCACACAUUUUAUGGAAAAUAACCCAUCUUUGGAUUUGACAACCUCUUCACUUCCAAACCCCAAAUUGUUCCCAUAAAGGCAAGCCCUGCGCCAAUCACUGCGUGUACACCCACACACACACACACACACACACUGGCAUCUGUCUCUGACUCCCAGUGCCCCAAACCUGGAACAUAUAUCUCAUAGCAUGCUACUAUAUAUAGAUAAACAGUUCCUUCAGAAAGUAUUCAUACCACUUGACUUAUUACAGCCUGAAUUCAAAAUGGAUUAAAUAGAUUUUUCUUCUCAACCAUCUACAUAAAUAUCUAAUUUACAUAAGUAUUCACACCUGUUUGCAAUGACACUCCAAAUUGAGCUCAGGUGCAUCCAAUUUCCUUUGAUCAUCCUUGAAAUGUCACUACAACCUGUGGCCAAUUAAAUUGUUUGGACAUGAUUUAGAAAGAAACACACCUGUUUAUAUAAGGUCCCACAGUUGACGGUGCAUGUUAGAGCAGAAACUAUACCAUAUAGUCCAAGGAACUGUCCGUAGAUCUCCGAGAUGAGGCAUAUACCUGGGGAAGGGUAUAAAACUAUUUCUAGAGUGUUGAAUUUUCCAAGAGCACAGUGGUCUCCAUCAUUGGGAAAUUGAAAAAAUAUGGAACUACCCAGACUCUGCCUAGAGCUGGCUGUCCGACCAAACUGAGCAACCGGGCAAGAAGGACCUUGGUCAGGGAGGUGACCAAGAACCCAAUGACCACUCUGACCGAACUACAGAGUUCCUUGGCGAAGAUGGGAGAACAUGCCAAAAGGACAACAGUCUCUACAGCACUUUAACAAUCUGGUCUUUAUGGGAGAGUGGCCAGAUGGAAGCCACUCCUGAGAAAAUGGCACAUGACUGCACGCCUGGAGUUUGCAAAAAGGCACGUGAAAUACUGAGAGCAUAAGGCAAAAGAUUUUAGUGGUCUGAUGAGACAAGAAUUGAACUCUUUGGCCUGAAUGCAAAGCGCUAUGUCUGGAGAAAACCAGGCACAGCUCAUCGCCCGUCUAACACCAUCCCCUACCAUGCUAUGGGGAUGCUUUUCAGCGGCAGGGACUGUGAGACAGGUAAGGAUAGAGGGAACAAUGAAUGGUGCCAAAUACAGGCAAAUCCUUGAUGAAAACGUGCAAAUGUGCAAACGACCUUAAACUGGGGCGAAGAUGUACGUUCCAACAGGACAGUGACCCCAAGCAUACAGCUAAAGCAAUGCUUCAGAACAAGUCCUUGAGUGGCCCAGCCAAAUCCCAGACUUGAAUCCCAUUGAAAAUCUGUGGAAAGACACAUCUAACUUAACAGAGCUUGAGAAAAUCUUCAACAAGAAAAUCCCCAAAUCCAAAUGUGUAAAGCUGAUGCAGACAUACCCAAGACGACUCAAAGCUGCAAUCGCCGCCAAAGGUGCUUCUACAAAGUAUUGACUCAGGGGUGUGAAUGCUUAUGUAAAUGAGAUAUUUCUGUAUUUCAUUUUCAAUAAAUUAGCAACAUUUUCUAAAAACAUGUUUUCACUUUGUCAUUAUGGGGUAUUGUGUGUAUGAUGGGUCAGAAAAAUAAAUCCGGCUGUAACACAACAAAAUGUGGAAUAAGUCAAGGGGUAUGAAUACUUUCUGAAGGUGCUGUAUACAGUGGGGUCUGAAAUUAUUAACACCCUUGAUAAAGAUGAGCAAUAAUGACUGUAUAAAAUAAAUUAUUCAAAUACUGAGCUAUAUUGUAUGCAAAAAAAUUAAAUAAAGGAAAUUAUAUUAUUUUAUACUAGUGCAUGCAAUUGCUGAGAGAAAUAGAUUUUGUUUAACAAGUUAGAGGAUCAAAGAUCAUACCCCAAAUACAUGCUAACCUCCCAUUAUAUUAGUAAUGGUGAGAGGUUAGCAUGUCUUGGGGGUAUGGUCUUUGACCCUCUAACUUUCUCACUCAUCAUUAUUCACAAUUCAUUCAGGAUUAUCCGUAAUCAUGGUAGCAUCCACAUUGUUGUAGAAGUGUUUAGAAACAUAUUCUAUUCUUAUUUACAAUAAGUGACUCUAAAAAGACACAAUAUAUUAUUUACUAUUCAUUUCUAUUGUGCACAAAAUAAUCUGAAAAAACCAAAACUAACUGCAAAUGCAUCUAACAAGUUUGUAGAGUAUUUGAAUUAUUUAUUUUAUACAGUCAUUAUUUUUUAUCAAGGGUGUCAAUUUCGGACCCCACUGUUUUAUCACAUUUCCAUAGUCUCCUCCUGGCAGGCUGUAUCCAGCAGUGCUGCUCAACCCAGUCUUUUCAAAGGCUUCUGCUUCAGAGGCUGAAGUGGUAAGAAUCAAAUCAAGAUCUCCCCGUCCUCCAUAUGUUGUGAUUUGAUCUUGGCUCAAAUUUCAGUCUAAAACUGAAAUGGCUAUUUAUGCAAUCAGAGGUAAGGAUUCGGAGUAGCUAGAAAGCUAGAGAAUGUAAGCUACCAUUAAUAUUGAGAUCAAAUCAAUUGGUCGCAUACACAGUUUAGCAGAUGUUAUAGCGGGUGCAUCGAAAUGCUUAUGUUACUAGCGCCUAACAAUUCAGUACAAUGUCAAACAAGUACACAAAUAAUUAAAAUGUACAUGCUGUUUCUCUCUCAGGCUGAUACAGCGAGACUCAUCCAUGCUUUUAUUACAAGCAGGUUUGGACUACUGUAAUGCUCCUCUGACCAGACGAAGAGCACACAUUACACCGGUUUUAAAUUCUCUGCACUGGCUGCCUGUGAGUUUUAGAAUAAAUACUAAGAUUAUUCUAUUGGUUCUUAAAUCAAUUCAUGAUUGUGCACCCCAAAUUCAUGUCAGACAUGCUUUUUAGUUAUGUACCCAGUAGGUCCCUCAGGUCCUCUGGUGCUGGCCUUUUAACUGUCCCAAAGCUUAGGACCAAGACUAUGCCCCCAGCCUCUGGAAUAGCCUGCCAGAGCAACCCAAAUAGCACUGUAACAGUAAUCCAAAUGUAAUCUAUAUGUAUAUACACCGGAACAAUUUACACAAGAUGUACUAAGAAUGAUAUGUACAACUGUAGAUAUAUUAGUGAGCUAUGUCAAUAAUCCAGGAUUUUAAUAAAUAUGCUGUGUGUAUAAACAGAGUAACUAAAUACAAAGUACAGUAGUAUAAUUAUUAGAAUGAGCUAUGUCAGGAAUACAGUAUUUAAAUACUCAGUGUGAAAUGGGAAGUGUCCAGUGGUUCAAUGUCUAUGACAUGGGACAGCAGCGUUGGGUGUGUGUGAGAGUUUGCUGUGUCAGUUUGUGUGAAUUUAACUGCUUCCAUUCAAACGUGAUGGUUGUUUUUAACUCAUACCACAGAGCACUUUGAAGUUAUUAGUUAGUUGAUGUGCUUUCCUAUUCUGUGUUGAAUGGUUUGGUGUAUGGUAGUGUUGGGAAAUGUUCAGACUUGAGACAGGUGUGUGAGCUCUCGGCCUAUCAAUGCCUACCAGGUAGAAAAGAUAACCUGGAAAACUUUGACCCUCUGUGGUUAUUGAAUAGCCCUGCUCUAUGGUACCUAAGGAAGUAUUAGGAGCUUCAUAUCUGGGGAUGCUCUUAAAGCUCUUGGAUGUGGUGGAGACUGAAGGAAACCAUCUCUAGGUCCAGGACAGGUUGCCUGGCAGCGGUAACCAGGGCCGACAGAGAGAGGUGGUGUUGACGAAUGGCAGGCCGGCGGUGGAGUCAUCCCUUCUAGCUCUCUGCAUCCCGACACCUCGUUACUCCUCAUCCCUCUCUCCAUCCCUCCCGCUCCAUCCAACUGUCCGUCCGCCCCGACACUUUCUUGCCUGCUGGCCUGCCAAACACUGCCUAACUAGCUGGCCAAAGCCCCAACCCAGGAAAAUAUGAUGAACUUAACACUCUGUUAACGUUUAUUAUUGUUACACUGAGCUUGUGAUGGCAAGGAGGUAUACAAGGUGAUAAUUUUAUCCUGUGGUUGUUUGGUUAGUUUAAUGGGAUACCUGGCAGAGGUCUGAUAUCAUCUGGUUUCUUUCUUCCUUCGCCUGUGUUCAAAGGCAUUUUUAUUACGCUAAUUUUGUUUACUUAACCGAUGUUGCAGGUGAAUUGGUUCCACUUUGUGAAGGCAAACCCUCACACUAUUUUCUCGCAAAUUUAAGAGGUAUAAUUGUGCUAAGAAAACUUUCUGUCGUUGGUAUAUGGAGCUGAAUUGUCUUUUCUCUCUCUGUAGGAGACCGAUGCGCUGGCCCACCUGUCAGACCCUCACUUUAGCCCGUACCAAGGCCACAACGCCUUCAGGGAAAAGUACUUCAGCGGCAUCAGCAAGAGGACAUUGACAGGAAAGGAGGAGACCAACAAGAUGGCCGCCAACGGUGGGGAGUGAUGUAAGGAUCACAGGAAGGCCCAAUCCCAAAUGGACCCCUAAGCCAGUAUGCAAUUGUGGAGAGGAUUUGACAGGUGCAAUCAAUAUGGUAGUAACUCCACCUUGUUUGAUAGGCUAGGUGGAAGUUUCACCAUAUUGCAUAUGCAAAUCAAAUCCUCACAGAUCUGCACAAGUGCAUUAGGUGAAGGUUCUAGGGGUACAUUUGGGAUUGGGCCGAUACCUGCCUAUGGUUUACAAUGGACUCCAUGGGGACAUAGGGCUCCUUGUUUUAAAUGUCUCAUUUUCUAUUCAAAUAUGUUUUUUUUAUUGUUUGAUGUUUAUUGCCCUUUGUGUAAUGAGUGUGAAUUGUGAACGAAUAAACACCAUAUUCAAAGAUGUUUUAUUUAUUUAUUGGAUGCAGGAGAUCGAAGGGCUCUCAAUGUUCUACAUCUUUCUGUGUUAUUUUUAGUCUUAUCCCAGCAACCACAUUAUCAGAUUUUAUCCAAGAGGGCCCUAAGUGUCCAGAGAAAACUGGCAGCUGUAUCCAUGUACCAGAGUGCAUUUAGAUACGUUUGGCAGUAUCCCUGCAAGAUUCCAGAUGAGACAAGGGACGAACUUGUUUCACACAAGUCCAUUUCUCAAGCUUUUAUAUCCAGACAUUAUAAGAAACUAACGGUUCCUUAUUGUGAAGACACUCAGAAUAACAGUUUCUGAAGUGCUAGCCAUGGUUCGUUUGUUGUUUUGCCAUCACUGGCAGAAUCUGGGACCUGCUCAACUGUGUUCUUUUGGUGAAGGUGUUGUUUAUCUAGCUCUGAGAAGUGAUGCCAUCAUCUUGGCCACCCUGCAUGGUCCAAACCUCAGGGGUGUUGUGUGAAGUGAUGUUUGUGUGACUGAAGGAAAUAACUUUAGUGGAGGGGGUGGUGGUGGGGUGGGGGGGGCGUGCUUUUGAGGACUGUGGGUACGUCCUAUACUGUAUAGUGCUCUACUUUUGACCAGAGCCCUAUGGGCGUCUAUAUAGGAAAUAGGAUGCCAUUUGGGACGCAGCCUGUGUCAUACCAGUCUACCUUCGACAAUAUGGAUAGAGUGAGAAGCAACCUAACUGUCUGUAGUUUCUGUCAGAAAUCUAGACUCCGUCACAGCUGAAAAAGGGAGGAAUAGCUUUAGAUUAGGUUAAUUUUACCUAGCCUCAGCGAUCAGGCUGGUUCCACCAGGCUAAUUUGUCAAAUCUGAUUGACCUCUUUCAAAGGGUUAAGCAACCAUCAAAACAUGGUAAUGAAAAGUCAUGGAAUUUUUAAAUGGUGUUUUCCAGGCCUGGAAAAGUUUUUGAAAAGUCAUGGAAAUGUAUUUCAUAAUUUCUGUUAAUGUAAUUUAUUUAGGCACAGUUUUUAGAUAUUUUAUCAAUAAAAAAUAAAUAUCAGCCAGGAUCGUAAUGACACUUUAGCGCGUCUGUAUUUGCGCGUAUCACCUGCAUGUUCAAUGCAACCAAAUGUAAAUCCAAAUUAUUAUUUGUGAAUCGCGAACAGUAAUUUUAGAAAAAUAUAUUAGAUGUAGCCUUUCUUUUGGAUUAUGUGGCUUCAAAACUUGUUUUGUAGAUACUUCCAGUUGAUUUGGGCAUUCAGUGUAUGGGACAUUGCAACUCAAUAGAUGCUAGUCAGCAGGGGCAGACUGGGACCAGAAAUCGUCCCUUGCAUUGGUAACACAUCGGGCAAUUUUUUUCCAUGAGGCCCCCACACUGGCCCAUUUUUUUCCCCCUUGAGGCCCCCAUUAUUAGUCAGAUAAUGACAAUUUUUUGGAGAAAAAAACAAAAGUUAGGCAGGCCCAGUAAGCUAAAAAUGGACCAGCCCAUCUGGCAUUUCGGGCAAAUGUCGGCCCCUGCUAGUCAGCCUACAAAGUAAACACUUCUAAGGUAGUAAUAUAAAUAUGACUAAACUAGAAAAGGUACUUUCCUGAAGAAAAUUUGUGGACUUGCAUCAGCUGAAUAAAAAUAUUUGUAGCCUAUCAUAGCCAUUUGCUCUUUGAUAUAUUAAAUUAGUGAAUUAUUUCAAAAGGCUUUUAUUCCAGUCCCCCUCUAACAAACCACGUUUUAGAAAUUAGCUGCUCAACCGGAUCUUGAUAAACUGGCUCUGAUGUGUUUGAACAGGGCUUGAUCAAAUGCCUGCACACUCCAGACUGAGGGUUGACCACAUGUGUUUUAUGCAGUUGCCUAACAGGUAUUUUACUUUGUGGGGGUUAAGUGCCUUGCACAACUACAGGAGAUGGUAAAUGGGAUCAGAGAGCAGCCUCCCAGUGUCAAUACCACAUUACGCUUACUUUUUUAUACAAUAUGUACAUAGAGACACCGUUCGAGACAAGUUUGGUUAAAAGUCAUGGAAAAGUCAUGAAAUUCCUGUCAAAAUGAGUAUGAACCACAGGAGGCUGCUGAGGGGAGGACAGCUCAUAAUAGUGACCUGAACGGCGCAAAUGGAACGGCAUCAAACACAUGUAAACCAUGUGUUUGAUGUUUUUGAUACCAUUCCACCUAUUCCGCUCCAGCCAUUACCAUGAGCCCAUCCUCCCCAAUUAAGGUGCCACCAACCUCCUGGGUAUGAACCCUGUUAUUACUAUACCAUAAAUCAAUCAGGGAUCUUAUUUUGUGCAGGGGCUUGGUUGGCACCUUCCUGUAAUAAAGAUAUAAUACUAUUACCCUGUCUGUUGGUGAACUGUGACCUUUGAACUGAGAGAGAUGAAUAAACCCAUGACCUGAGAGGCUGUGCUCUCUCAGUGCUGGUGGUAAGGUGGAGGCCAAGUGUCUAGGGACUAGGGGUUGUUUCUGGACAGGGCCUGUCAGUGUGUUGGGCUGAAAUAACAUUACUCUGGAGCCCUGAGAGUGGCAUUUUGAGGGCAGCAUCAGUCCACUGACCAACCUCUAGUCCAGUAGGAAACCUGUUGUUAAUCUGUUUCCAAGGUGACAGAGGGUCAUGCUUGUUUAUUUUAUGUUUUUCAAUGAUGUGUUGAUUUGUACUAUAGCACUGUUGUCAUGCUAUGUGCCCGAGUACCUCUAAUGGUGGUAGAAUCCAUAUAAAAGGCCCAGUUGUAAAACAUUCACCUGAUACAUCAUUACAUUUUAGUGUUUACACAGCGGAAGUGCAACAGGAAGUUCACUCCAGGGAACGAGACAUUUCAUUGGUUAUGAGUAUGAUGCCUGUCAACCCAGUAAAAUACACAUUUACUAGAGCUAUGAACCCAAUGAGACUGUAUUGAAGUCAGUUGAAGUUUUAAUGAGACACUUGAAGACUUAGGAAAACUCCUCAGAUUGAAGUGUUUCUUUAUACUCGGAAAUGAAAGUAUGUAAUAAUCAGUCAGUGAACUCCUUCCCUGUGUUUUUAAAUGAGGUGUGUUGUUUAAAUAGGGUGCCCACGAACAGCCCUUUAAACUAGUAAAGAGCAAAAACAAUAACAGCAACACGUCUCCAUUUCACAGCAGGGCUAUUUUGGAUGGAAGGAGGAAGGUGAUGAGCACUUGUUUAUGUGAUAGAGAUGGUGGCAAAAAAUACAGCCCUGGUUGGUGGGAUGGUUGGUUGGUAUACCCAGACAAAAGAGGACAUGUUUAGAUGAGUGAGGCACUCUCAGUCAGCCCAGGCCCAGACCAAAUAACAGGGCGCCCCCACCUUUCUACCCCACUGCAGUUAGUCAGCAGCUUUCUGUGUUUACAUGUGGCUGGGUCAUUUUUUAUCUCCAAAGCCUGCUUAGAGACCAUUUAUAUACUUUACUCCUCAACCUGUUUAUCAGCGGGGUUCAGCUGUGCCCAUAAAAUGUAUAAUUCCCCCCAAUUUCCCCAGAGGAAAAAGGGCAAAAACAUGAUCACACGAUCGUUGUUUGCAUCGUUUGUGGUGCAUAUCAUUUAGAUUUCCCAACAUGCCUUGGCCCAUCAGGGGAAACUCUACCCUACCACACGACACACAGACCUUCCAUCUUCCCUCUAUCCCACCAACCUCCUCCUCACCCCUUCAUCACGUGUAAACAAACAAUUCCUAUGAAGAAACAGAAGAGCUCUUCUGGCUUGUUAUUUUUACUGGUCUCUCCAUGGAGUGUUGCCACCAUGUAGUGAGAAAAAGUUUACUCAGAAACUUCCAGUGUGUGGCUGGAGACUAUAAUUAGGAGGGGGUUCCUUCUUCCUUCAGACGUGUAGUGUACACACACACUCUCGCUCUCACUCUCACUCUCUCUCUCUAAUGCUGUCCAGACACAAGUAGAUACAGGGUUGUUCCACCUCAAAAAGAACAGAAAAUAGGAUUUCAACACACACCAUAUCAGAAUCGUUUCUGUUGUUAGAAAUGGAUAAGAUUAUCGUUCCUUCAACAUUAUUUUGUUGAAAUAUAAUUUGAAAUUAAGCUAACUGAUUGCACCCAAAUUGGCCAUUUUUAUUUGUAUGGUUCAUAUAAUUUUCAAUAAAUAUAGUACCUAACAUCCGAUUUGGACCAGACUUUUUUCUAACAAUGAGUUAGACAUGAGGAAUCCAAAGAAAUGGUCAAAUGCCACCCACGGACCCCCCACAACCCACGCCAUCCCACCCCAACAACGGGUACAGUGGGGAGAACAAGUAUUUGAUACACUGCCGAUUUUGCAGGUUUUCCUACUUACAAAGCAUGUAGAGGUCUGUAAUUUUUAUCAUAGGUACACUUCAACUGUGAGAGACGGAAUCUAAAACAACAAUCCAGAAAAUCACAUUGUAUGAUUUUUAAGUAAUUAAUUUGCAUUUUAUUGCAUGACAUAAGUAUUUGAUACAUCAGAAAAGCAGAACUUAAUAUUUGGUACAGAAACCUUUGUUUGCAAUUAUAGAGAUCAUACGUUUCCUGUAGGUCUUGACCAGGUUUGCACACACUGCAGCAGGGAUUUUGGCCCACUCCUCCAUACAGACCUUCUCCAGAUCCUUCAGGUUUCGGGGCUGUCGCUGGGCAAUACGGACUUUCAGCUCCCUCCAAAGAUUUUCUAUUGGGUUCAGGUCUGGAGACUGGCUAGGCCACUCCAGGUCCUUGAGAUGCUUCUUACGGAGCCACUCCUUAGUUGCCCUGGCUGUGUGUUUCGGGUCGUUGUCAUGCUGGAAGACCCAGUCACGACCCAUCUUCAAUGCUCUUACUGAGGGUAGGAGGUUGUUGGCCAAGAUCUCGCGAUACAUGGCCCCAUCCAUCCUCCCCUCAAUACGGUGCAGUCGUCCUGUCCCCUUUGCAGAAAAGCAUCCCCAAAGAAUGAUGUUUCCACCUCCAUGCUUCACGGUUGGGAUGGUGUUCUUGGGGUUGUACUCAUCCUUCUUCUUCCUCCAAACACGACACCAGGUCCUGGCGUGUAGUUCUGGGCUGAUCCCUCACCUUCCUCAUGAUCAUUGAUGCCCCACGAGGUGAGAUCUUGCAUGGAGCCCCAGACCGAAGGUGAUUGACCGUCAUCUUGAACUUCUUCCAUUUUCUAAUAAUUGCGCCAACAGUUGUUGCCUUCUCACCAAGCUGCUUGCCUAUUGUCCUGUAGCCCAUCCGCCCAUCCCAGCCUUGUGCAGGUCUACAAUUUUAUCACUGAUGUCCUUACACAGCUCUCUGGUCUUGGCCAUUGUGGAGAGGUUGGAGUCUGUUUGAUUGAGUGUGUGGACAGGUGUCUUUUAUACAGGUAACGAGUUCAAACAGGUGCAGUUAAUACAGGUAAUGAGUGGAGAACAGGAGGGCUUCUUAAACAAAAACUAACAGGUCUGUGAGAGCCGGAAUUCUUACUGGUUGGUAGGUGAUCAAAUACUUAUGUCAUGCAAUAAAAUGCAGGACCUGGUCAAUGACCUGAAGAGAGCUGGGACCACAGUCUCAAAGAAAACCAUUAGUAACACACUAUGCCGUCAUGGAUUAAAAUCCUGCAGCGCACGCAAGGUCCCCCUGCUCAAGCCAGCGCAUGUCCAGGCCCGUCUGAAGUUUGCCAAUGACCAUCUGGAUGAUCCAGAGGAGGAAUGGGAGAAGGUCAUGUGGUCUGAUGAGACAAAAAUAGAGCUUUUUCGUCUAAACUCCCCUCGCCGUGUUUGGAGGAAGAAGAAGGAUGAGUACAACCCCAAGAACACCAUCCCAACCGUGAAGCAUGGAGGUGGAAACAUCAUUCUUUGGGGAUGCUUUUCUGCAAAGGGGACAGGACGACUGCACCGUAUUGAGGGGAGGAUGGAUGGGGCCAUGUAUCGCGAGAUCUUGGCCAACAACCUCCUACCCUCAGUAAGAGCAUUGAAGAUGGGUCGUGGCUGGGUUUUCUAGCAUGACAACGACCCGAAACACACAGCCAGGGCAACUAAGGAGUGGCUCCGUAAGAAGCAUCUCAAGGACCUGGAGUGGCCUAGCCAGUCUCCAGACCUGAACCCAAUAGAAAAUCUUUGGAGGGAGCUGAAAGUCCGUAUUGCCCAGCGACAGCCCCGAAACCUGAAGGAUCUGGAGUAGGUCUGUAUGGAGGAGUGGGCCAAAAUCCCUGCUGCAGUGUGUGCAAACCUGGUCAAGACCUACAGGAAACGUAUGAUCUCUAUAAUUGCAAACAAAGGUUUCUGUACCAAAUAUUAAGUUCUGCUUUUCUGAUGUAUCAAAUACUUAUGUCAUGCAAUAAAAUGCAAAUUAAUUACUUAAAAAUCAUACAAUGUGAUUUUCUGGAUUGUUGUUUUAGAUUCCGUCUCUCACAGUUGAAGUGUACCUAUGGUAAAAAUUACAGACCUCUACAUGCUUUGUAAGUAGGAAAACCUGCAAAAUCGGCAGUGUAUCAAAUACUUGUUCUCCCCACUGUAUAUACAGUUGAAGUCGGAAGUUUACAUACACCUUAACCAAAUACAUUUAAGCUCAGUUUUUCACAAUUCCUAACAUUUAAUCCUAGUACAAAUUCCCUGUCUUAGGUCAGUUAGGAUCACCACUUUAUUUUAAGAUUGUGAUAUGUUAGAAUAAUAGUAGAGAGAAUGAUUUAUUUCAGCUUUUAUUUCUUUCAUCACAUUCCCAGUGGGUCAGAAGUUUACAUACACUCAAUUAGUAUUUGGUAGCAUUGCCUUUAAAUUGUUCCCACAAUAAGUUGGGUGAAUUUUGGCCCAUUCCUCCUGACAGAGCUGGUUUAACUGAGUCAGGUUUGUAGGCCUCCUUGCUCGCACAUGCUUUUUCAGUUCUGCCCACACAUUUUCUAUAGGAUUGAGGUCAGGGCUUUGUGAUGGCCACUCCAAUACCUUGACUUUGUUGUCCUUAAGCCAUUUUGCCACAACUUUGGAAGUAUGCUUGGGGUCAUUGUCCAUUUGGAAGACCAUUUGCGACCAAGCUUUAACUUCCUGACUGAUGUCUUGAGAUGUUGCUUCAAUAUAUCCACAUAAUUUUCCUUCCUCAUGAUGCCAUCUAUUUUGUGAAGUGCACCAGUCCCUCCUGCAGCAAAGUACCCCCACAGCAUGAGGCUGCUACCCCCUUGCUUCACGGUAGGGAUGGUGUUCUUCGGCUUGCAAGCAACCCCCUUUUUCCUCCAAACAUAACGAUGGACAUUAUGGCCAAACAGUUCUAUUUUUGUUUCAUCAGACCAGAGGACAUUUCUCCAAAAAGUACGAUCUUUGUCCCCAUGUGCAGUUGCAAACCGUAGUCUGGCUUUUUUAUGGCAGUUUUGGAGCAGUGGCUUCUUCCUUGCUGAGCGGCCUUUCAGGUUAUGUCGAUAUAGGACUCGUUUUACUGUGGAUAUACUUUUGUACCUGUUUCCUCCAGCAUCUUCACAAGGUACUUUGCUGUUGUUCUGGGAUUCAUUUGCACUUUUAGCACCAAAGUACGUACAUCUCUAGGAGACAGAACGCGUCUCCUUCCUGAGUUGUAUGACGGCUGCGUGGUCCCAUGGUGUUUAUACUUGGAACUAUUGUUUGUACAGAUGAAUGUGGUACCUCAAGGCAUUUGGAAAUUGCUCCCAAGGAUGAACCAGACUUGUGGAGGUCUACCAUUUUUUUCUGAGGUCUUGGCUGAUUUAUUUAGAUUUUCCCAUGAUGUCAAGCAAAGAGGCACUGCGUUUGAAGGUAGGCCUUGAAAUACAUCCACAGGUACACCUCCAAUUGACUCAAAUGAUGUCAAUUAGCCUAUCAGAAGCUUCUAAAGCCAUGACAUAAUUUUCAGGAAUUUUCCAAGCUGUUUAAAGGCACAGUCAACUUAAUGUAUGUAAACAUCUGACCCACUGGAAUUGUGAUACAGUGAAUUAUAAGUGAAAUAAUCUGUCUGUAAACAAUUGUUGGAAAAAUUACUUGUGUCAUGCACAAAGUAGAUGUCCUAACCGACUUGCCAAAACUAUAGUUUGUUAACAAGAAACUUGUGGAGUGGUUGAAAAACUAGUUUUAAUGACUCCAACCUAAGUGUAUGUAAACUUCCGACUUCAACUGUACUAUCAGUUCUCUUUGUUUGACAAGUAGUUUGGCGCUGCAACACGGAGUAUUGUUUCUUCAUCCUAUGUAAUGUAUUUUUGUAUUUGUAUAUAUUAAAGAUCCCCAUUUUCACGGAAUUUGGUGAUUUUUUUUCCCCUGUUCAGAGAGAUUAGUAAUUGACAUUGUUGGGUUUAUGUUCCAUUCUACAUCCUGAUAUUGCCAGGUUUUGACCACUAGAUGGUGCUGUUUCUGCUAUUAGGUGAUUAUGUUUUAAAGAGCACGAAGAUGCUAAUAUAGGUACCAUUGACUUGCAUUGAAUUUGUGCCACAAAUGCUAAUAAGAUUGCAUUUGAAACAGUGGCCAGGUAAACAAAAACAAAGUUUCUGUCAUACCUGAUCCAUAGACUGCUAACAGGUUAAGAAAACCAAAAUGCAAUACUCUGACCUGCAGCUCCAUAAUACUUGUAAUUAUUGAAUAUUAUAUGAAUCCUAUAAAUAAAAAUUGCCAAUUUGGGUGCAAUCAAUUAGCUUAAUUUCUCAGAGAUCAAAUUAUAUUUCAACAAAAUAAUGUUUCUGGAAUGCUUAACUUGUGUUUCUAACUACAGAAACUAUUGUGCGUGUCAUGUCUUGCUGAAAUGACAUGGAACGACCCUACAGUGGAUUUAGACCAGAAGGGAAUUUUGUGUCUUCACUCUUCUUGCAUACAGUCAUAUAAUUGUUGUGCACAUUGUUUAUUGUUAAUAGAUGAUUGUGUUGGUUGUGGUGAUUCAAUAUCUGUACUGUCUGCCACUGAGUCCUUUAAAAUGUGAUAAUUUGCAGGAUACUGAGGGAUUGUCUAUCUAACCUUAUGGAGAUAUUGUUGGAGUGGCAGACAACACUUAAAGGUCAAAGGUACUACCAUUAAAAGUCACAUAAGCUGCUACCCUGUGAGACCAGAAUGUCUAGCUUCCAUGCCAUCAAAUCAGUCAUGGCAUCUCCUCUGCAUCCCUAGUUCCUGGAGAUCUGACUGCUAGCCUGGGGAGGGGAUGGGAGCUAGCCGCCCUACCAGGCCCGCUGUUCCAGAACACUGCUUACUCCUGAUUACUUUCUCCAGCGUGUGAAAGUGCCCUCCAAACUGCUGAGUCAGGCUAGGUAACCAGACCGUGAUUAGCAUCAUUAGCCAGCAGGCGAGAGAAGUAGGAGGAGGUAGAGAAGUAGGAGGAGGAGUGUCAUCACCCCCCCCCCCCCCCAGAGAUUUAGGGUCCAGGUCCAGGGAGAAGAAGACAUUCAUCAUGGUGAUGUCUCUAGCCUGGUCAGAUAGAUUGUCCCACAUCUGUUUGUUGUUGACUGAUGACAUGUGUUGGGGGAGAGAGAGAGGUGUUGGGUUGGCUGUAACACAAGGCAUCGAACACUCACAAACACACAUACAAUGACACUAUAUUUUUGGCCAGUGAAUGUAUUUUCAUUGCGCAUGUUGGAAUGGGUUUGAUUGAGCAUAUGUGGUGCAGGUGUAGUGCACCUGUCCCAAGCCAGAAGAGUUAGCAGCACACACACCUCUACCUUCUGCCCCCAGGUCACCCCAAUGCCCCCUCCACCCCACCUCGACCUGGCCCCCCCUUCCUCUACCCUCCUCUGGCAGUCAGCUGUGGAGCCAUAA
Molecule: messenger RNA, 32087 nt
Organism: Coregonus sp. 'balchen'
Lineage: Eukaryota; Metazoa; Chordata; Actinopteri; Salmoniformes; Salmonidae
Source: the annotation of a GenBank genome assembly